GCCAAAACAAAGACGAGCUCUUCGUUUUCCUCUCACUAAAACACAAACUACAUUAGCAACUUUCUUCUCUCCUGUUCGAAAUGGGCGACAAAAAGCGUCCUAAGCGUAUUUUUGUGAACGGCGUGGACAAAUAUUCCUCCAAAAACAUCGCCGAGUAUUUAUCCACCUGCGGAGAGAGAGUGGAAGAUAUAGACGAUGAUGAGGAUUUUCCUCUCCCACAAUCAGAGGAACCUGCCUUCCUGGUGGUCGGCUCGGUGUCCUCCGCCUCCAUUGAGAAACCCAAUUAUUUGUUGGAGCAGUACUCGUCGCUAAGCAGAGAGGAGCUUCUUCCACGUCUACUAGAGUGCGACGUGGUGGUGUACAACAUCUCAGAGAAUGCAACACUAAAUGAAAUUGAAGAGGCAACAUGGGCAGUCACAGCCAUUCACGGGGAAAUGGAGCAUUUCAAGUCGAAGAAAAUGUUCAUUCUAAUCUCAACGGUGAUGACGUGGGCCAUGACCAAACCACAGGACUCGGAAGAACCGGAUUUGUUGGUGACAGAGGAAGAGUUCCGAAAAAGACGACCUCAUCCUAGUUUCAAACACCACAACAAUAUGGAGAAACAUGUGCUUAAACUGGGAGCAGGGAAAAAAAACAAGUUGAAGGGUUAUGUCCUGGCUGCUGGUCUACAAUAUGGGAAGGGAGAGAAUCUCUUUCACUACUUUUUCAAGGUGUCUUGGCUUUCUGAGUGUACAAAAGUUCCCUUAUUUGGAGAGGGCACAAAUUACAUCCCCACCAUCCACGUGUUGGAUCUUGCGCAAGUGAUACAAAAUUUGAUUGAAAUCAAACCCAAGUCGAAGUACAUUCUUGCUAUUGAUGACUCCAAAAACACAAUGGAGGACAUUGUAAAGGCCAUCAGUGAAGUGCUCGGACCAGGAAAAAUAAAUAAAUUGCCAAAUAAGGAAGCAGUCACCAUGAAGGCCUUCAAGCCAGAAGAACUUGAGUAUCUCAGCCUUAACCUUCGCUUGGAUGCUUUUAUUGUCAAAGACUCGUUAGGCUUCACCUGGAUAGCAGAAAGUGGCAUGGUUGAAAAUAUAGAGCUCCUUGUGGACGAAUACAGACACACCAGGAAAUUACUUCCAAUCAGAAUCUGCCUUACCGGACCUCCAGCUGUGGGUAAAAAUACAGUCGCUGCAAAGCUAUGUGAGCAUUACCGGAUACAUCACAUCAACAUCCGAAAGCUCAUUGAAGAAAAGAUGAAGGAGCUGACAGAAAUAAUGGAAAGAAGUGACCUUGAUGUCAGUGACGCGGAAACGGCACAGAGCCAAUUGGAAAAUAUUAAAACAAGCAUGGACAAGAAUGCAGGUCGACUGGAGGAUGAUCUACUUUUAGACAUGUUGACAGAGAAGCUGAAUUCGAAGCCAUGUAGGAACCAAGGAUAUGUUUUCUAUGGCUUCCCGAGGACCUAUGAGCAAGCAGAACUGAUGUUUAGUGCUGAGGAUACAGAAAGCGACGGGCCCAACAAAACCCCCGCACACAACAGCAUCACACCAGAAUUUGUGUUUGCCCUGGAAGCAACCGAUGAGUUCCUGACUAAAAAAGUACAAGCCCUUCCCGAGAGCGUGGCCCAAAAAAGGGGGCUCACCCAGGACGAGUUUAUCCCUCGGCUGUCCAGAUUCAGACAACUGAUCCGGGCUGCGGAAACUUCUCUCGACUACUUUGAUGAGCUGGAAAUAUACCCGACAUACAUAGACGUCAACCGGGACGAUCCCGACUUCACGGACAUUGUGAACAAAAUCCUCGAAGGGGUGGGGACUCCCAAGAACUAUGGCCUCAGUCCUGAAGAGCAGGAGGAGGAGGACAGGAGGCGAGAAAUGGAGAGGAAGCAGAAACUGGCCGAGGAGGCAGCCGAGAGAAAGCGCAAAAAGGAGGCCUCGCUAGCUGAAAUUUCAGAGCAGUACGAAGCAUGGCAAAAUAAUCUGGCAGAGGUAGACAGGCAGGAACAUGAGCUUCUGGAGGCCCAAGCUCUCCCGCUGAGGAACUACUUGAUGAAGUAUGUGAUGCCUUCCCUUACUGAAGCCUUGCAAGAAUGCUCCAAGAUCAAACCAGAUGACCCUGUCAGCUUUUUGGCUGAAUAUCUUCUCCGGAUGGACAAGAAAUGAUCAUACAACCUUGUUUCAGCUUCAGAAACUGUGGUAUGACCAAUUGGAGCCAUCACUGACGUAAAAGGCCUCAUGACUCAGCAGACUUCUUGGAAGAGAUGCACUUUUGAGUCCAGCCAAGACGUAAACAGCAUUUAUCCUGUUUUUUUUUAUUUUACAACUGACAAAAGUGAACUUCUUCCCGUAUGUCUAUAAGCAAAAAGAUCCAUAAAUUGAAGUCAUGACAAGGUCUUGAGUUCAUUGUGGUUAAACUCAGUCAAUCAUGUGUACAGUGUUAGUAUGCUUUGUCACCACUAGAUGGUGGAGUGACCCCUUUUAAGAACAUCUCCAACAAACUUCAUUGGUCAAAUACAAAUCUUAUUAUGCUUUUGUGUUCAAUAUAUCGAGAAAGAGU
Molecule: messenger RNA, 2535 nt
Organism: Nerophis lumbriciformis (worm pipefish)
Lineage: Eukaryota; Metazoa; Chordata; Actinopteri; Syngnathiformes; Syngnathidae
Product: adenylate kinase 7-like
Biological process (GO): nucleobase-containing compound metabolic process
Molecular function (GO): nucleobase-containing compound kinase activity; ATP binding
Source: RefSeq, a predicted model, not a curated record